Messenger RNA from Rotaria sordida, 387 nucleotides. The record is from the annotation of a GenBank genome assembly. Lineage: Eukaryota; Metazoa; Rotifera; Eurotatoria; Philodinida; Philodinidae.
AUGAAUAGUCCGACCAUGAUUCUUUUUCGUACGGCUACGUAUCUAUUGGGUCGUGACGAUGGCGGUCAUAUACUAUUUCGUGGUUCGACAUUAACAAAAAUAUUACGAAAUUCAUUUAUUGGUGAUAAAUCAAAAGUUUCUAUGAUUGCAAUGGUAUCACCAAUACAUUGUGAUGUUGAAAAUACAACGAAUACAUCACGCUAUGGUGAUCGAAUUAAAGAAUUACGAGCUGGAGAUAAUGAUGAGAUCAUAUCAAAUAAAAAUGGAAUAUCAAAAGAAAAUGAAUUACAAAUACAUUUACAAGCAUUUGCUGAUUGUAUUCAACAAAAAGAACAAAUUGCUGCAGCACAACGAAUGAAAAAACAGCAAACAAAUAUUAGUCGAUAA